UGCAAGACGCCUCAGGUGUUCAUUGAUGACAGGUACUCGUACAAGCCUCGUAAAGUUGUGAGCCUAUCGGAAAGACGAACGACCCGGGGUGUGGGGAGGAGCACGCGCCGACGGUGAAAACGAUUCACGCGGCGUAGUCGGCGCCUGGCCUGCCCCCACUCUGCUGGUGUUUAGCCAUUGUUGUUGGACGUCGGCCUGUUAUCAAUGACUCGGGGAAGGAUGAUUCAUCGCUCCAGAGUGCCGCUCGCAAGGUGUCCCAAUUAUCCGCCCACCGUGCGCCAUUGUUUCUCCUCCCUAGCUCCUCUCGCAAAUUCCUGCGAAAUGUUUGUACCUGCUAUUCUGCCGACAAUCUUUUGAGUUAAAACCUGAGCAACUUCCGGUGUAAUCAAGAAAGUAAUCAGUGUGGAUCUUCGUGAUCCCUAUCCUCCGCGCUCCCCACGCGCCGUGGGAGGCUGAGUAAUUAUAGUCCACCGUGGGCAGUGUCAUGGCUGGUGCCGACAUCUGGAGGAGGAGGGAGAAGUAAAAGGAUGCCGGCUCACCUGACAAACGCAGUUGAUGCCGAGUAGCCAGGCGCCGUCACCUGUCUCCUGCUGCAGACACUCCGUCAGUCUGUCGCGGACUGCAGCAGCCUGGUAAACCACUGUGGACCCCAGAGGCAGGCAGUUUCCUUGCCAGAGAUCAGAGCUUAACCACAGCUUGAGGGCGAGAGGUUUACGACCACAUGAUGGGGACAAGACAAGAGAGUUUGUUGGCCAAAAGCAGGGGGAGCUACCUGCACUGACUAUCAUCGCUCCACUCAGAGUAUCACUGGGGUCAGACUCUCUGAGGGCAACCACCAUCAUGUGCUGGUCGCAUGGCCGCCACGCUCACGGCCUUUCAGAUAUGACAAGAAUUUCCAAGUACUGACUCUGAAAUCUUGCAUGGAGCCGACCUGGACUGCUGGCACUGGCCUGUGAGUAGCAGCAGCGCGCAAUCCAAACAACGCGCAACACACGAGACGGCGCGAGUAGCUGCUGAAACGGUCACGUGACGAGCCUGCCACUGUUUUCAUUGGUCGUCGCUGUGUGUGGCCAAAGUUUUAAUUUGUUUUUUUGUCUACCAGUUGGAUGCAACUUUUAAUACCACAGCGUUGCUGUCGAGGUGAAGAAAAUGCAAAUAUCAUUGGUUGUCGUCAAGGAGCAGUAAUUCGUUUGAACACCAGCACCUUUCAUUACCGCUGGCAGCACUGAUUACCAUUACCACUUGCUGUGGUCAUUAUACAGCAGUGUGAUUACCAUUACCACUUGCUGUCGUCAUUAUACCACAGGUGUGACUACCAUUACCGCUGGCUAUCUCACUUCACUGCAGGUUUGAUUACUACACGUUGUCGUCAAUAUAUGUAGCAGACGUGAUCCCGACUGGCUGUUAUUUGUACAUAGCAGGUUUGAUUACACUGACAGUUAUUGUAUCUAUGACAGGAAGUAUGGUGUGUGAACAACAAGUUUAAUAACAUCGGUUAUCUCUCAAGAUGCUGGUAGCCGUAUAUCCGCAGCUGUGACUGUGUUUGUUUGUGUGGGCGCCGCGCGAUUUGUGCUGCUCCGUCUGUGACAAGAGACUGGUGGGAUGGUUGUGUUCGUCAGUCUGAUGUUGCUAGCAGGUCGUGUGUGGUGAUCAGCGCGUCAGAUAGUCAGAUAGCCGUCAGAUAGCCGUCAACAUGGCAUCCUUGAGAGUUGUGAUGCUUCUGGCGCUAGCGGCGCGUGGACCUCGUGAGGUGGAGAGUGCACGCGACAGGCACAGAGAUGACAUGGGUCUGAUCUGCCCUCCCUGUCACCAGAUUCACUGCACCACCUGGAACCCCGCCGACCUGAGGUGUGAGGGUGGGGUCACAACGGGAGUGUGUGGGUGUUGUCCAGUGUGCGCUCGUACGGCCGGUCAAACGUGUGGCGGCGACCUGGCUUACCUGGGCAAGUGUGACCGAGGACUCACCUGUCUACCACCUGCACCUUCCACUGGACCACCUUUGCCGAGAUUCCCGCUACAGAGGGAGGAGCCCGGCAUCUGUACUAAAGAAGGGGAGAUCACCAGUCAGCAGUCUGAUGCUGCCCUCCGACGACCCUGUCGCCCCAAGUGCACCCUCCAGUACUGCACCCGCCACCCGCGUGCCAUCUGCUCUGCAAGCUCCGUCGCUGACCCACCGCGACCCUGUCAGGGAGCCUGCCAGCAUACUUCCUGUCGCGCAUGCGCUGUGGAGGAUGAGUGUGUCCGCUGCUCUGGCCACGACUUCCAGUGUCUGAAGCAGUUCGGACGCUGCGUGGCCAGGAAACGAGGUCAUGCUGUCAGAAGACAAGGAUGUCGACAGGUCAAGGUGAAAGUGAAGGUGGCCGCUGGUCAGCGUUUAGUCUGCGAGGUGCCGGAGUGUCCAGGCUGAGAAUGUCUGCGUUCCCACUGACAGGUGUGAGAAGGAGGGGGACUGGCUGGCUGUCUGGCUGUCUGGCUGCUGCUGUAUCCUUGACCUCAUCCCUCUGUGUCAUGGCGGUGGAGGAUGCCCUGACGUCAUGUGACAUCGAGAUGAAUCACUGGAUGCUCAGAUUAUUUCAAGAUGAAAAAAAGGAAGAAAAAAAUUGCAGGUGAGUGCUUACUGCGUAUCUCAAGCAAUGAGACUUGAGGAGUGUCAUCAGUUGUAGCUCUCCGUGAUGUCACAGGUUAGUUAGGCGUGACCCGCUGACACCUAGAGGCUACAGCGAUUUCCUCAACUGUGACAACAGUGAUGACGCACACAAACUGUCAUUGCUUAGCAAGCCUCAUCAUUUCCCACAAAAAGUCAUCUACUGGCACUGAAAGUGGCUUGAAAUGAUGGCACUUGCUGACAGUUGCUGACAGUAAAAGCCUCUAGUGGACAGGUUGUGCUUUGUCCCAGCAACACUUUCUCUCCUGCCGUGCAUCACCGCGUGGAACUGUCGUAUGGAAGCUUUCCACUUUGAUAAGUGCUGACAGUUCUGAUGAACAGGAUCCUCCACUGCUUGAAAAGCUUGAGCUCCCUGCACCUUGAGUAGUCUGUGUCCCACGUCAUCAGCACGGACAAGAUGAGGGCAUCGGCCAGUCCUCCACGUGGAUGGAAAGAAGAGGGUGGAUAGUACGGACACGUGCACACCAUGCACAACAUGCACGCCGCCAAUUGUGAUAUCUGCUUUCUUGUGUGACUGUGAUAAAUUGAAGUGGUGCCCGCAACACGAGAACCACCUGGCUCAAAGGACCGCCUCGUGCUGUACGCAGCUGGAUGCAGCUGGCCAAGAAACAUCAUCUGGCUUGGUCAUCAUCAGAUAGUUGGACUCGCGGCUGCUAUAAGCUGCUGGCAUCAAUAUUAAACAGGUUUUGUUGAUUAAGUUGUUCUUUGUUUCUCCCCAGCACAGAGAUGUGAAUGGCUACUCGUUGAAUCUUUGGUCGUUGACAGGAUGAAGCAGUCUACGGUCUUACAGGACAUUGAGAGCUCCUACUGACAGGGUAACAGCUUGUGUCUCCUUGUCCUGUGACAAGAUGGGGAGUGGUGAGUACAGUUCACACCAAACUUCCUGUUUGCCCUGAGCACUCACUGAAGGUACAAGUGAAGCUCUUUUCAAAUAUUGCAAAAUGACGGCAAUGCCUACAAUUCCCAACUUGUAUUGUUUUAACGGCUUUGUUAUUAACCGGAAAACUGAGAAA
Pomacea canaliculata is the source of this 3678-nucleotide messenger RNA. Its product is annotated as cysteine-rich motor neuron 1 protein-like. The transcript is spliced from 4 exons. The record is from RefSeq and is a predicted model, not a curated record. Bases 1694 to 2407 code for a protein of 237 amino acids. Gene Ontology annotation, cellular component: extracellular region. NCBI's taxonomy places the organism in Eukaryota, Metazoa, Mollusca, Gastropoda, Architaenioglossa, Ampullariidae. Gene Ontology annotation, biological process: regulation of signal transduction; regulation of cell growth. Gene Ontology annotation, molecular function: insulin-like growth factor binding.